Messenger RNA from Raphanus sativus (radish), 950 nucleotides. RefSeq names its product glutathione S-transferase DHAR3, chloroplastic-like. The record is from RefSeq and is a predicted model, not a curated record. Lineage: Eukaryota; Viridiplantae; Streptophyta; Magnoliopsida; Brassicales; Brassicaceae. Gene Ontology annotation, molecular function: glutathione dehydrogenase (ascorbate) activity. The transcript is spliced from 6 exons. Gene Ontology annotation, biological process: protein glutathionylation; cellular oxidant detoxification; ascorbate glutathione cycle. The coding region runs from base 36 to 815 and encodes 259 amino acids.
AGAAGAUUUAAAAAAUGUAAAACAGAGAAAGAAAAAUGAUAAGCCUGAGGUUUCAACCAUGCACCGUCGCUGUUUUAUCGGCGUUGGUCAGCCGCGCCGGGUUUACCAGACGUUACGGUACGGCUAAACCGGGAUGGACAUGGACUCGUCUGUUUGGGACGAUGGCGAUGGCCGCGAGUCCUCUGGAAGUCUGCGUCAAAGCUUCCGUCAUAACACCAAACAAGCUUGGAGACUGCCCUUUUUCCCAAAGGGUGUUGCUCACUUUGGAGGAGAAGCAUGUACCUUAUGACAUGAAAUUGGUGGAUUUGAUUAACAAGCCAGAGUGGUUCUUGAAAAUUAGUCCAGAAGGUAAAGUUCCUGUGGUGAAGUUUGAUGAGAAAUGGGUUCCGGAUUCGGAUGCUAUAACACAAUCUUUGGAAGAGAAGUACCCUGAGCCUCCUCUAACAACCCCACCAGAAAAGGCUUCAGUUGGGUCGAAGAUAUUCUCCACAUUUAUCGUCUUUCUCAAGAGCAAAGAUCAAGGAGAUGGCACUGAGCAAGCUUUAUUGAAUGAACUUUGUAAAUUCAACGAUUAUCUCAAAGAAAAUGGACCUUUCAUAAAUGGGGAGAAGAUUUCAGCAGCGGAUUUGUCCAUAGGACCAAAGUUACACCACAUGAAGAUCGCAUUGGGGCAUUACAAAGACUGGUCUGUUCCAGAUUCACUUUCUUUCCUUAAAUCCUACAUGGAGAGAAUUUUCUCGAGGGUAUCAUUCGCGAAAACACAAGCUCAAACAGAGGAUGUAAUUAUUAGUUGGAGACAGAAGGUGAUGGCCUGAUGGGUUGGAAAGUAAGAGAUACAUAUAUGUGUUUCAAACUCAAAAAAAAACAAAUAGAGAUGUUAGCCUCUUCUACUAACUGUAAAAAAAUGUAAUAAAUGAAAACCUUCUUCAAAUGUUACCAAUAAAUACUUA